Molecule: messenger RNA, 1739 nt
Organism: Chaetomium fimeti
Lineage: Eukaryota; Fungi; Ascomycota; Sordariomycetes; Sordariales; Chaetomiaceae
Exons: 1
Coding region: 83-1567 (494 amino acids)
Source: RefSeq, a predicted model, not a curated record
CUUCAAUGCUCAAAAUACAUCUGCAAGGCAUGUGCUGCUGCCUUGAGCCUUGUGUGUCUUGGCUUUGGGGGCCGCCAGGGGAAUGCGGGAUGCCCAACGGGACAGCACCCUUAUUAUGAUGAUAAUUAAGACACCCACCAUCCCUUGCGCCAACCCCGUCCUCCUUUCUCUUUCCCUGGCAACGAAAUCAAACACUCCAAUUUCAGUCAAUCCAAAACCAUUGCCGGUCACAAUGAACCCUAUUCCUACCCCCACCCAUCCAGGCCCCGCCACCACCGGUGUGGUAAUCCUCCCAGGCGGCUCGCCCAAACCGCUCCGGGUCCCGACGACCCCAGUUGGGGCAACCGACUCCAACUCCAUCCUGCGGGCCUCAGCCGCGUCGGAAUUCCCGGACCCGACCGUCGACAUCAUCCUCUCCUCGUACAGCGGCACGCUCGGGGCGGAGACGUCCAACUUGAACGCAACCGAAAUCUUCCCGUCGAGCGACUCCUUCGUCCGCGGCGCGAUCCAGGCCUGGGGCGAGCACCUGCAUCUGGAGAUCCGGCCCGAGGAGGUCUGGUUCACCGUCUUGGCGCAGCUCAACUUUUAUAUGCAUGCCAACGCGGAGGAGGUGCGGCACCUGUUUGUGAAGCACGAGGGUCAGGAGACUAUUUUUGUCGAGGAUGUCAGCUGGACGCUCGUGCUGCAGAGGUUUAAGGAUGAAAUUCAGGCGCGGGUCCAGACCGAGUGGCUGGGCGAUUGGAUCAUGCCGGACUUUUCGACGACGACCAAGGAUGACGAGAUGACGGCGACUAUUUUGAUGAUGGGCCUCAUGAAGGCGUACUUCCGCUUUGAUGGUGGGAUUAUCUGCGGUCUGCCGAGCGUCACUUUGUUGGGUGAGAAGGAGGAUUGGGAGAAGUUGUUGGCCAAACUGGAGAGGUUGGCCGAGUUCGGCGAGGAGCCCACGGCGUAUCAGGCGAGCCUGACGCCGAUUUUCAAGCGGUUUGUCGAGAGCUUUGACGAGCCUGACUCGGAAGAGACCAGGGACUUUUGGUCCAAUAUUGUGUUUGCAAAGUCCUCUAAUGUCUGCGGUUGGGCGCCGCUGGAGCUGUCGGGUUGGAUUUCUGGCUUCUUGUUCUGGGACACUGAAGGCCAACGAUUGAAUGGGAUUGAGGCCCGUAGAGCAGAAAAGGCUGGGCUGACGAUGGAUGGCGUGGACUACGUAUGGCAUGAUAUCCGGACGCUGCCGGUAGGAUAUGGAAAGGCGCCCUUUAUUAUGCAUAAGUUCCGCGGCAUGGAAAAGUUCCCGGCUUAUGUAUCCGCUGGGACGUUGGGCAAGAGGAUGGUUCAGGGACCGCCGGCAGGAUACGAGGCCGCGCUCGAUCGGGCCGGGCAAGACACGGCCCUAGCAGCCAACGCCAGCUCUCACGGCACUCUCCGGCCGCUCUCAGCAUGGAUGUUAUAUGGACCACUCGAAUCCCCCGGCGUCAGAUGCGCAGACAGCUUUGACGCGGAGUUGCAAGUGAUGGUCGGCAGGGUCAUGGCGAACAUGGAUGAGGAACAGGGUCUGGAAGACGACUGGUUGUAGUGCCCGUGGAAAAGAACAUUACCUAGAGGUAAGUUGGUAGCGAGUGGGAUGUGGUGGACUUGACUAGCAAUUUCACGAAGUUCUUUUCUCGUCAAUUCUAGAGGCCUGGGACUCAGACUGGUAGUAAAAACAACAGUCGACGGGCGCAUAUUCACCCAAGGGCCAAAGGCAA